CAGCGCUGACGCAUCAGAGGGCUUCAUGACUGGGACAGUGUGUCGGGAUAUGGUCAGCUCCUGAUGGCCCAUGUCUGCCAAAACCAGAUUUCCUGAUAUUGAUUCUGUGUGUAAUCUGGGACAUGGACAGACGGAGCCCAGGAGACAGACAGGCGGUAACCACUACAUCAUCAUCAUCUGUCGUCACCAUGGCAACACCCAGUUCCAGCGCCCAGCCGCCCUCUACUUCCCUCAGCAUCAUCCCACCAGACAGACAAGCAGUCCAGGUGAUCCAGCAUGCCAUGCACAGACCUCAGAGUAUGGCGGCCCAGUACUUGCAUCAGAUGUACGCAGCCCAGCAGCAGCACUUCAUGCUGCAGACAGCAGCCCUGCAGCAGCACCAGCAUCCCGCACAUCUGCAGAGUCUGGCCGCCAUCCAGCAGGCUUCAGUCUGUCAGAGGUCACCUUCUUCUUCUACAGGCAGUUUGGUUCAGGCUGCGGGUGUUUCCCAAAACUCGAUAACUUUACCAGCAUCUCCAGUGACCGCAAGGCUGAUUGGUCGAACUCAGACAUCCACUGCCAGCGCAGCCACAAUAUCUCAGCAGGCCAUGCUUCUAGGAAACAGACCUGCCAGCUGUAACCAAGCUCAGAUGUACCUUCGAACUCAGAUGCUGAUUCUAACUCCUGCAGCCACAGUAGCUGCAAUUCAGUCAGACCUCCCCACUGUGACCUCCUGCUCCUCAUUACCUACCUCCUCUCAGAAUCUGGCUCUGCGUACCCAUUUGCCGGGAGCUCUGGCUACAGCCCACAGCGUCAUCUUAAAGCCUUCCACCGAGUCCCAGGCCCUGCCUGCAGCCACCUCUUUGUCCAAGACUCCAGUCUGUGGGCUGAAGAGCACCCAAGUGACUGAUGGCUCAACAGAAACAGCGCCAUCUGAUGCCACCCCGUUGGUGUCAGGAUCCCAGAUUAUAACCCCAGCCUACCCUCCAGUGCAAACCCACACUCUAGUCAAGCAGCAGUUGUCCUGUCCAGUAGGCCAGCAGGUGGCGCACCACCAGCUCAUCGUCCAGCAGGCCACAGGAGGGGCUCCCAGCAGCAGACAGCUGCAUCCAAUUGCCCUCAGAGUAGCACCCCGAGAUACCCACUCCAAUCCUCUUCCUCUGUCGGUUAAAAGACUAACCGCCUCCAGCACCCACUCACAACUACGAAACGAGCCCCAAGCCCUGUCUUCUUCUUCCUCCCCAUUAGUCACCAGCGUGCUUGCAUCAUCACCUCAGACUUCAGUCCCAGCUGCUGCCGUUCAGCCUCAGCCACCUCCUCUGGUGGCUGCGCCACAGCGUCGGACCUCAUUCCCACAGAGCCAGCAGCCUCCGCCUCCUCCUCCUCCUCUCAUUCUCCCCAGGCUGCCCCAGAACCCCCCGGCCUCCCUUCACAGGGUGUCCCUGCACUCAGUCCGGGCUUUGGCUGUCCAGUCAGGACAGGUACUGCUAACGGAGCGGGAACUGCCUGUGGCGGAGGCUCUGGUCCAGAUGCCCUACCAGAACCUGCCACCUCCUCAGACGGUGGCUGUUGAUCUGAAAGUGCAUCCAGUCAAACACAACGAAACUCCACCCUUGGGGCAAAAGUGCAACGUGAACAGUCUGAGCUCAGAGGAGAGGAAAGAUCCUCCAAGUUCAGAACAAGACGGGACCGCUACACCACCCAAGCAAGAUGGUUCAGCAGUGACGGGUUCAUCCUCCAUCACCCCCAGCCACUGGCGGAGUCCUCCAGUGGAGGAGUCCUCCCAGCUCACGACCACUGACAAUAGUGGCAACAGUGGCACCAACAACCCUCCUCCUCCACCACCUUCUCCUUUACCUCCUCCCCUCCUCCCUGCUUCAGCAAAAGUCCCCAGCCAGCCUCCUUCUGCCCCUGCAAGCCUCCCGGGAAGCCCCAAGAGGUCAACCCACGUCCUCACACACCUCGUGGAGGGCUUUGUCAUCAAAGAGGGCCUGGAGCCGUUCCCGGUGAGUCAGUCAUCACUGUUAUCGGAGCAGCAGGCUUCCCUUCCAGAACCCCAGGACGUACCGACCAAUGGGGACGCAGCAGACGACAGUCCUCUGGAUGCUGACCAGUCAGAUUCAUCUGACUCUGAGAUGGAAAAUGAUGGCCCUACAGGAGAAGUUGCAGAGCUCGGGGAGAGUGUGCCAGACGUGUUGCAGUGUGAAUACUGUGGAAGCAGCGGCUACGCUCGCACAUUUCUGCGCUCCAAACGCUUCUGCUCCAUGUCGUGUGUCAGAAGGUUCAGUGUGAGCUGCACCAAGCGUAUCACGGUGCUGCGUGCAGGUCGCCUGGUUCACAGGCCCGUGGGAAGGAGAGGACGACCCCCCAGCCGAGUCAACGGAGCCUCCAGAGAGCACUUCGUGAUGCAGGCUCACAGGUCAUUUGGCUCCAAAGAGACCCAACACAGUUCACCGAGAGAGGAAGAUGAGCAUCACGAGGAGGAGGAAGAGGAGGAAGAACCUCCCGUUCCCAUGACGACCAGGCUUCGAAAACAGGCUGAGAGAGCGCAAGAGAGGGUGAGGGAGCAGAGGACCAUAGAAACGAUCAUCGUUUCAGACACAGAAGAAGACGUCGGCUGUCCGUCUCAGUGGAACGUGGAGCAAGUGUUUUCCUACGUCAGCACACUGCCAGGUGGUGCUGAUGUAGCCGAGGAGUUUCGCUCCCAGGAAAUAGAUGGGCAGGCUCUGCUGCUUCUCACAGAGGAUCACCUGGUCAGCACCAUGAACCUUAAACUGGGACCCGCACUGAAGCUUUGCGCGCACAUCAACUCCCUCAAAGAUGCAUAAACGCGUAACAUUCCUCCUCUUAGUGAAUGUAAAGAAAAACAAGGAUCUCUUCACCUCUGCAGAGACAAUGAGGAAGUGCUGCUCAUCUUUAAACUGCCUAUUUUUAAACACUGUCACAAAAGAGAGCAGAGCUCGCUGAGUUGAACUGACUGCAGUUUUUUUAAGACCACUGCCAAGAAUUUUUCCGGGUUUUAGCUUUCCAUUACCCAAGGACUCAAAGUCGACUCGCUGUCAGAUGAUUUUACAGUUUUACCUCAGCUGCUCUGGCUCGUUUCUCCUGAUAGUUUCACGUUUACAAGUCUCAGCGGUGGAUAUUUAAGCUUCCCUUAAUCACUCAACACCAGUUAAACUGCAAAAGGCUAUAUUUGCCAUCUUUUGUAUAUUGAAGGAUUAAAAUGCAAAAUUUUAUUACAUUGAAAUACUUAAUCCAAAAAGGUACCAUACAAAAAUCCAACUCUUUGCAGCAAACCAGGCAACAUAAGAAACACACAGACAGUAUAACGGUGACUCAGGGGAAGGACUAUUUAUACACACAGGGUAAUCAGGGAAGUGGAGACAGCUGGGGAAAUGAUACACAGGUGCAGAGAAACUAGGUAAUCACUGGGGAGGAGGUAAAACUCAAAGCAACACACAGGAGACAACAAUCUAUGAAAGUUUAUUUAUGCUACCGAAAACCAAUUUUUUUUGUUUUGCUGUCAAUAAGUCAAAAUUUGGGAUAUUAUCUUAUUGAAAGUUAUUUUCUCAGAAGUUUGAGUUGAUAAGUUGAAAUUCUGACCUACAGGUGACAAAAAAACUGUUUUGGUUUUUUUCUCUUUAUUUUUCGCCCCAACUUAACACAGACACCAGAAAACUCAUUUGUUACACAAAAGGAACACACGAGUUUAGAAUAAUGAAGAGAAAAGGACAAACACAACCUGAAAGUUCUCACCUGGGACAGGAAUCAAAUAGGCACCAAAACCAGAGAUUCAAAAAUAUAACAAAGGAUCAAACUCACAAUAGAACAUGAAGAAAUCCAAACAUGAAUCCUGACGUGCUCUAAUGGGCCCUUUCUUCGCUGCCUGGCUCCAUGGAGCCCAAGUGACAUUUGCCAUAGACUAGCAGAAUUGGCAGAUCCACCUGUGCCCUGUGUUUUUCACAAAUGAGAACAUGUUCACCCUGAGCACAUGUCACAGAUCUGGGGAAAUUGUAGAAAGCCUGUAAAAUCGUUCAGCAUGUGCGGUUUGGUGGUGGGUCAGUGAUGGUUGGGGAGAUAUAUCCAUGGAGGGACACACAGACCUCUACAGGUUUAGCAAUGACAUCCUGACUGCCAUUAGGUAUCCGGAUGAAAUCCUCAUCAGACUCUACACUGCUGCAGGGGAUCAGUGUGCAGAGAGUUCCUGGAGGAUAAAAGUAUUGACACCAUUGACUGCCCCCCAUGCUUGCCUAACUAAAAUCCAGUAGAACACCUCUGAGACAUUGUGUUUCUGCACCUCAGACUGUCCUGGAGCUCAGUGAUAGUUCAGAUUUGGGAGGAGAUCCCCCGCAUGUCAGUCAUGCAAACAUGAAUGUGGGGGCCAAACAAACUACUGAGUACCAUUUUUCAGUUACGGCAAUGAAAUUUUGCCUGCUGCAUCAUUUUCUUCACAAGUGAUGUAGCAUCCUUACAUUCCUACACAUUACCCAGUCCAUAUCAGUGUAGAUAUCCAGCAUGAUUGUUUUCCUUUUGAGAUCUGAUGUGUUUUCAAAGUGUUCUUUUAAUAUUUUUUUAAGGAAGCCUGUCCAAGGUGUACCCUGCUUGUCCACACAGUGCUGCACAGUAUCGUAGUGUACUGUAUACACUACACUCACCAUUUUUUGGCCACAAAUUUUAAUUAAACAUCAAAUUCAUUAAACAUUUGCAUCAAAUGCUUUGAUUUGUGAUGUCAAAGGUGAAAAAUUCCUCUGCAUCUUUCCGUAGUCUGUUGACUUUCACAUGCUCCGAUAUCUUCCUCUGCACUGACAUGGCGCUCAUUUUCUGUACAUAUCUUCCAGUAUGUUCAGUACUCACAUUACACCUGUGAGCUCAGUGAGAUUUUGACAGUUAGACAGAAUAAAAUAAACUCCAAGACCAAUAAAUUGUAGUAAAAAUGUCAGAGAUUGUGAACUGUGGGAGAUAAAAAGACAUCUCAAAGGAAAUUCAUAUAAAAAAGCCUUCCCAUAAAAAUGGGUUUAAAGGAAGUGGCUGACUCUACUGACAUGAUUUCCUCAGGCAAGGUUAGCGGCUUUGCCCAAGGACCCCGGGUGCAUGCUGGUGCAUAUGGUGCUCAGAGGAUAGAGAUAUAGCCUAGAGCAAGGCCAUGAAGGGCCCUAAAAGUCAUCCAUAAAAUCUGUUCUAAAACAAACUGUGAGCCGCUGUAGAACAGCAAAAAAACAAACAAAAAACAGCUAAAACUGGAGUGCCGUUUAGUUCUGAUACACAGGAGUAAUUUCCCUAAAUGUCCUAAAAUAGUUAAAAAUGUUAACAGACGCUGAGACGGUCAGAUUUCAUUUAUUUUUGAGAUGAGAAGUGAGCCAAAGCAACAAAGAUGAGCAGUUCUUUCUCUCACCGCUUGUCAUUUCGCUGUAGUGAUCGUAGCAGUUCUGACUCGAGUUAUCCAUUUGUUUCAAAAUGGUUUUUAAAUGGUUUUUUUGUAUCAUUUGUAGACAAAGAGAACAAAUGAUCAUCAUUACAUUCGACAAACGCGGUACAAUCUCACUGUUUACAAAGCAGAUUAUUGCCUCUUGUCUUCAAGAUAGAAUUUGAUACGUUCACCAUCAGCAAACGGUUGUGCUGACUUAUGAAAGUUUUACUGACUACAAGGUUAUUUAUUGUUAU
Molecule: messenger RNA, 5640 nt
Organism: Pelmatolapia mariae (spotted tilapia)
Lineage: Eukaryota; Metazoa; Chordata; Actinopteri; Cichliformes; Cichlidae
Gene: phc3a
Product: polyhomeotic homolog 3 (Drosophila)
Exons: 15
Coding region: 123-2807 (894 amino acids)
Biological process (GO): negative regulation of DNA-templated transcription
Cellular component (GO): PRC1 complex; nucleus
Molecular function (GO): histone binding; chromatin binding; zinc ion binding
Source: RefSeq, a predicted model, not a curated record